Messenger RNA from Haemonchus placei, 6603 nucleotides. The record is from the annotation of a GenBank genome assembly. NCBI's taxonomy places the organism in Eukaryota, Metazoa, Nematoda, Chromadorea, Rhabditida, Trichostrongylidae.
AUGUCGUCGUCAUCAGGAGGACUUGCUCCUGGCGAUGUGACGGCACCAAAUCCGCUACACAAUACAAGUAAAUAUAAGGUGUAUGUACAAGCGGUCGAUCGAGCUUUGAAGACAUUUGAAAAUCCUAAUGAAUGGGCAGAUCUCAUCUCAGCGCUUGCCAAAUUGACUAAGGUGUUCCAAUCUAAUGCCAAAUUCGGAGACAUUCCUAAACCAGUUACUGUCGCCAAGCGAUUGUCACAGUGCCUUCAUCCUGCUCUGCCAAUGGGUGUUCAUUUGAAAGCCCUCGAAACAUAUCGUCAAAUAUUCGACAUUUUGGGUCCCCAGUCAUUGCCCAAAUUGCUGUACCUUUUUGCCGUAGGUCUUUUUCCACUCAUGGAUCACUGCGGUAUUAAGGUAAAAUCUGAGUUGUUCAAUAUUUUUGAACAGUACCUUCUCCCGCUGGGUCAAAAUCUGAAACCAGCUUUACCGGGCUUUCUAGCUGGAGUAUUGUUAGGCCUAGAGGAAGGCACAGAGUUUUAUGAAAGGUCGCUAUCCGUGCUCGAUCGAGUUUGUGAGGGAGUUGGAGAACGUGCUUUUUUCGCAUGUCUCUGGCAAGCUGUCCUAGGUUCCCCAUCUGUACGACUCCCAGCUAUGCUGUAUGUGAAUGCGAAAUUCGACAAAACACGAACACUUGAUGAUCAAAUCGCGAUUGUUGGCGACCACGUUGCCGCUCUUUGUGCGACUGCAAGCGAUUCUGGAUCACCGUUGGUUCAGCGAAACUUGUUGGAUUUCUUAUGUGCAGCUUUUCCCCUAGACAGCACGAACCUUACAAGAGAGGAUUUCGUCCAGUUGAUAAUGCGAUGUGUUUUCGUUGUGUUACGACGCGAUAUGUCUCUAAAUAGGCGUCUUUACACCUGGUUGAUGAACCCAACAGGCGGAAAUAUAGCCGUUAGCAGCAUACCUGUUGUUGACGAAGCAGUCGAAUCGACAUUCUUCACUGACAAGGUUCUGCCACUAAUAGUGGAAGCGUUGACUGAAUAUCUCAAACUCGAUGUAAUCGAAAUACCUCAAUCAUCAACCAAUGCAUGGGCUCACGGUUGGGGAGGACAGCGGGAGAGUGAGCAACACCAAUUCGCUGAAGUGCGAGUUUGUCGGUUGCUGCUAUAUCUUCAAGAUCGCGCCGAUAUCGGUGGGCCGGUUCUCAAUAAAGUUUUCCCACUGUUUUUGAUGAUUGAUGUUUGUACGAGAUUGCUAGCAGAAAUAUCUCAAGGUGGAGCCAUUGAAGCCAUUGUUCCAAAUGACGACUUGUCGGAAGGAUCGAGCAUAGGUAGUCCUCGGAAGCGUCCACUAAAUGCGGUAGUAGCUGGCGUGAAUGAUGAAGAUCAAGCGCUUGUUGAACUGUGUGUUAACGAGUGCCUUAUGUUACUGUCGUCGGUUUCACGAAUGUACCAUACCGGUCGAUCAAGUAAUAACCUUCUUCUGCUCUCCUCUGUGUGCGCUCUAACAUCACAGUUUGUGGAUUAUCCGCUCUACUGUUUCUCAUUAGAACAUAAGAGCUGUCCCAAACUGCCUUGCUGGCUAGAGGAGCUCUUGAAGGUAGUCGAUGCUGACUCGUGGGUGCAUCAAAUGUCCCAUGGAUCACAGUUUGUCGACCUAUCUGAUUUAUCAGCGAGGACAACCGCAUUCGAUCUAUUACUUUCUAUCUAUUUGAAAUGCUCAUCAGUCCUUGCGCAGCAUGAAGCUGCAAAUGGGCGGAUGUCGGAAGGUUCCGUGGCUGUUGCUUCCGAAGGUGAAGAUGUGCCUCCAACAACAGUGCUGCUGAAGCCAUUGUUGUUCUCGGCUCAACUCCAUCAGUUGGAGCGAGAACGUGUUUUCGAGCGCUGUGGGCAAGCGAUAUGGCGAGGAGUUGGUUCGCCUCAAUGCGCCCAAGAGCACGAGAGAUUGUCUCGAUUGAUGGCAUUGCUGCACUCGAGAAGGCCAAACGAACCAAGCAGUGAUAUGGAGAAUAUAAUAGUUUCUGCGUUGACUAGCAGCGAUGCGAUGAUCAGUGCAGAAGCUGCACAGACAUUUCAUCGUAUGUGGAUGCUUACACGAACCGGUGACGACCAACCUCCGCUGUGUGCCAAACCGUUCAACAGGCAUGAGUUUUUCCUGUUUCUCCGAUUACACUGGGCGGUUAUGCUGUUACUGGGAGUUUUGGCUGAUGAGUCGGUCUCACGAGCUCGUACUGAGUUGAAAAGCGCUGCUGCUGCGUGGUUCAUUGACUGUGCCAAACACAACGAUCUCCCAAGAAUUGUACAGAUGCUCGCAACGAUGCUGAUGAAUCCAGUAACAGCUCGGAUUUCAAUCCAAUACGUUUGGCAAGAAGCGAGAUUGAGUAAGGAUCAGUUUUCAUCGAUGCCACCAGAUGUCUCUGUAGUGACGUUGGUAACGUCUGAUGGAAAACAGCGGCUGUAUCACUUUGACGGACCGGUGACAGACGGAGCUUGGCAAAAUGAUCUACGCAAUCGUCUCCUCUUGUCUUCUGAAGCAGAUUCCACAGAAUCUGAGCAAGGAGCUGUUUCCACGUGUGUCGCUACUGGUGGAGAUAUCCCGAACUUCGAUGAAGACACGGAUUCUCUUGAUACACUGUCGAUCUCCAUGGAUGGAGUUGAUGUUGGUGUCGUGGAAACUUUGCAAUAUCUCAUUGACUGUGUGAUAGAAGAAGAAGAAAGCGAGCUCGAUAACCAUCAGCGAUUGGAAUCUGCUUUGGCGAAUGCUCCUCCGGAAGGAGGAGCGAUAGUCUUCAGAGCUGGUGACAGUGAAGCGGAGCAAUCGUCCUCAAUAUCUGCACGAGCUCGGCAAGAAAGUGGUGAUAGACCGGCCCCCAUUGUCACCGAUCCCGUUUCUAGGUUCAAGAAAGGGCAUCGUCGUCAGGAUUCCCUUCAGGAGAGCAUAUUCAGCAUGACAGAAAAAGAUCUCAAAACCUUUGACACAACCGAGCUUCUGCGGCCGUCAAUCGAUGGUGCCGCUGAUGGUGUAAGCCUAUUCCACGAACUUCAUGUGCAUAUGUUGUUGUACGGAGAGAGUGGACGUGUUGUGGAUUUGGGUCGAGCUGAAACAGCUUUUCGAAUACUGACUGCACUGCUAUGCCCGAGAGGUUCUCCGGUCACGAAUCGUAUGCUCUUGAGUUGUUUGGUCUCUUCUGGGACUGCCUCUCAGAAUGGAGAAAGCGCUGGCGCCGGUCCUGCCCUGACAGUAUCGCUUGUUGAUUUGAUGGCGAAGCAUGUUCGAGCUAUUCUCGGGCAACAUUUCUGGGGGGUGACAGGUGAUGAAGACGUCUCGAAGCACCGGCAUCUAACGCUACUAGAGCUCUUGAUAACGAUCUCAUUGCACUUUUUACGAUCGUUCUUCUUAAACUCACCUAUUUGCCCAGUUACUCAGUCGGAUUUGGUGAUGGCAUGGAAGUGUAAGAUAGCUGCUCUCGAUUUCCUGUCAGAAUUACUUGGAGAGCUUAGUGGAAUGAUUUGUGAGCAGCAGUCUCGGCCAUUUGUUAGCUUCGUUCAAUCUGUGCUAUCAAGGUCGAAGUUGCAAAAAUGCUUGUUACAUUUGUUGCUCACCGCAGUUCACGACCCAAGGACAAGUGCUGAAGCAGGACAAGUAAUGCCCUUAUCUGUGUCGAUUGCUGAGUUCAACGAAGGAGGAAUAUCUAAAAUGGGAAACAAGUUGUCAGGACUUUUGUCAGCGUACAGUCGCUCACUGCUAAGUGUGACCGCUCAAGCGAUUCGGCUUGAAAGUGACAUCAAGAAUGGAUAUUCAUCAUUUGGAGACAUGAACACUUCGGGUGUGAUGUUGAACCGACUAUCCGUAGCACAGCAGAUCUACAAUACGCCUGCCCAUCGAGGUACUCUACGAGAACCCAAUCCGUCAUUAGUUGAACUUCGAGCUUUCCUUCUGAUCGUUUUGAAUGCACUGAAGAAACGUCCAGAGCGUCAUGAGAUGUGGUUCCAAUUCGUCGUUCAAAUUCUGCCAUGGAUGGAAAGAUCAUUAGCAACUGUUAUGGUGCGAGUUGUUGAACAGCUUUGCAAGAAUAUUGAAACAGCUCUGAAUGUGUGCUACCCGAACGUCAAAGAUACCGACAGCUCUUUGUCGCCUGUUCCGAAGAAUGACUGCAAUUACCCUGCUUGUUUUAUUACGAUGACCCUAGAAACAAUUACGACGUUGGUACAUUUCUGUGUGAUCGAUACCCAUUCUACUGGGUCCACUAUUCAACCUACAACACCCAGUAGUGUGCCCCCAAGUAGCGGAGGUGGUGGCGGUGGCGGAAUGGUCGGGCAGGCAAUGGCUGUGAUCCCGGGUACCAAAGGUGCUACUGAACUGUUUUCCAAUCUUGUCAAAGUGUUCAGCUUUAGCGAUUCAAAUUCGACUGGCGGCGUAAACAUUUCUAAAAUGGACGGUUCACGUGGUAGCUUGACAUUACGGCAAGCUCGUAACGAUAUGCUCACAUCACUUCCACAUGCACUCGCUACCAUUUGUGACUUAUGGACCGUAGUGAGAAGCAAACAGGAGCCACUUUUGCCACUGGGAUCACCUCAGCAUCUUCGACGGUUAAUUCUUGAUCUCCUAUCACCCAUAGCCCAACAUCAUCAGCAAGCUUUCCUCACAGCACUAUCUCUGGUUUGGUUAACUCGAUCGGGAGCAGGUGGUUCACCUCAGAAGAAAUUGGACCCAGAUCAGCGUGAUAGUUCGCUAUUACAGCCAAAUUUCCACUAUAGUCCUGUUCAACACGAUAUAGCAAACUUGCUGCUGAGUUUGAAAGUAAUAUCGUUCGAAGAGUUGGUAACAGCUGUAAGUGAAACACUCAAGGAAGUAGGAGUGAAGGCAACAAAGAUUGGAGCUGGAGAUAAGGCAACGUUCCCCACUGAAGCGCCCUUGCUUGAGUUGGUACAUGGAUGUAUAAAAGCUCUACCAACAGCUCAAUUGCGAUCUUGUUGGUCGCCGUUCCAGUCAUUGUUCGCUGACGCUCCUCUUGCUAACUUGCCGCCACGUGCAGUAUUUCUGCUGUACAUAAUCCUUUGUGACUACGUACGAUGUGCUGGUGCAUCGUACAUUGUUGAAGACAAGGCGAUGUCCCGAGCUGUGCAAGAUGCAGUUCAACGACUCACCGAAGCUGUUAACGCGAUCGUCGGCUGGCAACUAGAGACAACUACGUGGUUGAAAAGGACGCUCGUCGUCAGGCAUGACCAAGGUCCUCGUUCACAAGACGCUAGUCCGUCAGUGGAAACCAACACACCGCUGAAUACCCCUUUGCCGUCAGUGAAUCCAUCGGAACAGAACUCUAUGCGUGGUUCGACAUUGUCGCUUAUGACAAGGCCUUCAUCUCUGGAUACUGGAAGCACAAAUGUGGGCGCCCUGACGGAAAAGAAAAGCAGUUCCAACCUCCGUGGCUCGGUGAAAGACAGUAAUAACAACAAAAGGGAUCCAGCCCACAGUACCCAGGCGCUUUUCCUUCUGGCUGAGAAUUUGGCUGAGUUAGUGGACUCCGUCUGCAAGAGUGACGAUAAGGAGCGCUUGUUACCCACUCUACACGCAGUAUGGGGGAAUGUUGUUCCUUACUUGAAAGCAAAGAACGCUCGGAACUCCCGGUUUUUCCUAGCAUCUUCACAACUGUUGGCAUCUAUGAGCUCCUUCAGCUAUAUGCGUCCCGUUUGGAAAAAGACUACGCUCGAGCUGUUGUUAGAUUCAUCUUUCUUCAAAAUGGACAUGCAUUCCUUGAAACAGUGGUUGAUAGUGACAGACCAUCUUAUGACGCAUGACAAAACAUCGUUCAAGGACUUGUUGAAGAGUAUUGCGUACACACCGAAUGCGUCCUUCAGCCUCAUGACAUCAAAAGAACAGGAAUACGAAGCUAGAGCGCAGGCGGUCAAAAGAUUGGCAUUUGUCGUUCUGGGAUCUGAAUUGGAUCAGUACCAAGGGCAGAUGAAUGACAUUCAAGAACGCCUCUCAGAAAAUCUUCGAGUCUCACAGUCACCAUCGAUACGGUCAGCAGUUUUCCUGUGCAUUCGAGUGCUUCUACUACGCUUACGACCGAACAGCCUCGUCGGCAUAUGGCCCAUUAUGGUAACUGAACUGGUCCAUGUUCUUCUGCAAAUGGAACAACAAUUGUGCGCAGAAGGAAAUGGAAUAGAGGAUCUUGGUUGUGCCAGAGAUGAUGCUUGGAUGCAGCUCUACUUAGCUGCAUGCAAGAUGCUUGAAACCCUCUGCACCCUGCCCGCUGGAUACCUUGCACAAUUCCAAAUGUGUCACUGGGCUUUCGUGAAUUCCGUAGCUACGAGUAAAACGGACAUGUUUCUGCCGUUUGCUGGACGAAUAAAUAAGCUUUUACGAACUAAGUUCGGCAAACUGACACCCGAAGAACUGGCAAAUCUGUCGCCGUCGCUGUGUGGAAUGAAGAUGUUGACAAGUUUUGAAGAACUGCGACCAUUCUUUUAUGCACUUGCCACACAGAGUAAAGCCUUGCCGGGAAUACAUCAGAACUCUGGAAACGAAUCGUCUUUUCUUGCUGGAUCGCUUUCAUAUAAAAAUGCUGUAAAUCGUCUAGAACAUGCCCUAUGUGUGGAUUUCGCUGAACAUUGGCAGCUUUAG